Molecule: messenger RNA, 744 nt
Organism: Salvia splendens (bonfire salvia)
Lineage: Eukaryota; Viridiplantae; Streptophyta; Magnoliopsida; Lamiales; Lamiaceae
Product: probable serine/threonine-protein kinase PBL3
Exons: 5
Coding region: 1-744 (247 amino acids)
Biological process (GO): protein phosphorylation
Molecular function (GO): ATP binding; protein kinase activity
Source: RefSeq, a predicted model, not a curated record
AUGUAUCGGAACUAUGAUAACUGGGAGAAGUUGGUCGCAGCUGUUCUAAAGAGAGAAGAGUUCCGGCGGCUUGCACUCUGCGACAGCUUCAGCACCUCAAAUUCAACUAAUUUCAGCUUUGAUUCCGAUGUUCCUAUCGAUUAUAGAUAUUCGGGCGAGAGACUCGAUCAUGCAGAUCUAUCUAGUCAGGAAACUUUCGUUUUCCGUGAUGUGAAGGCCAUAGAGUAUGGGGAGAUAAAAAAAGCUACCAAAAACAUUCACCCAGGCAUGUUGUGGGGGAAAGGGGCAGAGGCAAAUGGUUGUGUUUAUAAAAGAUGGAUCCAUGAACACAAUCUUACCGCAGAGAAGCCUGUAACUGGAAUUACUGUUGCUAUCAAGAAGUUGAAACACGAAGGUUAUCAAGGAAAUAGGCAGUUGGCAGAUGAAAUACAUUAUUUGAGUCAACUCCAUCACCCAAAUUUGAUCAAACUUGUCGGAUAUAUCUGCAGUGCAGACAACAGGAUUCUGGUAUACGAGUUCAUACUCAAAGGAAGCUUGGACAACCAUUUGUUCACAAGAGGGCAUAAUUUCCUUGAUUGGGCAACAAGAGUCAAAGUGGCUAUAGGUGCUGCAAGAACUAUUUCCUUCUUGCAUGACUUGGAAAUACCGGUCAUACAUCGAAAUAUUAAGUGUAGUAACAUUCUUUUAGAUGGCGACUUUAACAGCAAGUUGUCGGGCUUUGGUUGUCACGACCGCACUUCCUAA